Molecule: messenger RNA, 3714 nt
Organism: Pygocentrus nattereri (red-bellied piranha)
Lineage: Eukaryota; Metazoa; Chordata; Actinopteri; Characiformes; Serrasalmidae
Gene: pgm5
Product: phosphoglucomutase 5
Exons: 11
Coding region: 305-2008 (567 amino acids)
Biological process (GO): striated muscle tissue development; myofibril assembly; carbohydrate metabolic process
Cellular component (GO): cytosol; cell-substrate junction; adherens junction
Molecular function (GO): magnesium ion binding; phosphoglucomutase activity
Source: RefSeq, a predicted model, not a curated record
AUGAGUUCUGUAGCCCCCCUGAUUUUCCUCCUGACAGAAGACCGUGCCAGACACUGCUCGACAACGCAGGCACCGCUGAGCUCUAACAGACCGUCCUGUCAGACUUCUCUUCAUCUUUUGUCUUCAGUUUGACACUUUCAUGCACUUUUACGCCGCCCCUGCACAUGCGCGCGCCGCUGCACAGUUCUUCAUACUUUGGUGAAAACAAGACGCUUCCCCGCGUGCUGUCCGCGCUCGAGCCCCCCUCAGUCAAGCAGCAGCUCUUUUUUCAACAAGAGGAGAUUCAGUUCUUUCACAAAUCAUCAUGGAGACCAACCCUAUACCCGUGCUGACGGUUCAGACGACCCCUUUCGAUGACCAGAGACCCGGGACUAACGGGCUGAGGAAGAAAACGGCCGUGUUUGAGAGCAAAAAGAACUACCUCCAGAAUUACAUUCAGAGCGUCCUGUCCUCCAUCGACCUGAGGGACCGUCAGGGAUGUACCAUGGUUGUAGGCAGCGACGGAAGAUACUUCAGCCGAGCAGCUACUGAAGUUAUCGUACAGAUGUCUGCUGCCAAUGGGAUAGGGCGAUUAGUGAUUGGACACAAUGGCAUCCUGUCCACGCCAGCGGUGUCCUGCAUCAUCAGGAAGAUAAAAGCCAUUGGUGGGAUCAUUCUCACAGCCAGUCACAACCCAGGAGGCCCAGCUGGAGACUUUGGCAUCAAAUUCAAUGUGGCUAAUGGAGGCCCUUCUCCAGAUACAGUGAUGGACAGGAUUUAUCAAGUAAGCCGCACUCUGGAGGAGUACGCCAUCUGCCCUGACCUGCACAUUGACCUGUCACGUCUGGGGCGCCAGGACUUCGACCUGGAGAACAAGUUCAAGCCCUUCCGAGUUGAAAUCGUGGAUUCAGUUGAGAUCUACCUGAACAUGCUUCGUGGGAUCUUUGAUUUUGGUGCUAUUAAGAGUCUGCUGACAGGUCCAGAACAGCUAAAGAUCCGAAUAGAUGCAAUGAAUGGAGUGAUGGGGCCCUACGUGAGGAGAAUUUUGUGUGAUGAGCUUGGGGCACCUGCAAACUCUGCGGUAAACUGUGUUCCUUUGGAGGACUUUGGGGGCCAAUACCCCAACCCCAACCCUACAUUCGCUGUUUCACUGAUGGAUUCCAUGAAGGGCGGAGAGUUUGGUUUUGGUGCAGCGUUUGAUGCAGAUGGGGAUCGCUGUAUGAUCCUUGGUCAGAAUGGAUUCUUUGUGAACCCAUCAGAUUCGCUGGCAGUGAUGGCUGCCAACUUGUCCUGCGUCCCCUAUUUCAGGCAGGUGGGCAUUCGUGGUUUUGCCCGCAGCAUGCCCACUAGCACGGCCCUGGACAGAGUGGCCAAGGCCAUGAAGGUAGCUCUGUAUGAAACUCCUGCAGGCUGGAGGUUCUUUGGGAACCUGAUGGACUCGGGGAGGUGUUCUUUCUGUGGAGAAGAAAGCUUUGGAACUGGUUCAGACCACAUUCGAGAGAAGGAUGGCCUGUGGUCAGUACUAGUAUGGCUGUCCAUCAUAGCUGUACGUAAACAAGGGGUGGAGGAAAUAGUGCGGGACCACUGGGCCAAGCUAGGCCGCAACUAUUAUUGUAGGUUUGAUUAUGAGGGAGUAGAUCCCAGAGCAGCGUAUUACCUCAUGAGAGAUCUGGAGGCUGUAAUCACUGACAAGGCCUUUACGAAUCAGAAAUUUGCUGUGGGAAGCAACGUCUACAGUGUGGAGAAGACUGACAACUUUGAGUACAUUGACCCAGUGGAUGGGAGUGUUUCACGAAACCAGGGUCUGAGGAUCAUCUUCACAGACUCGUCCCGCAUUGUGUUCCGGCUAAGUGGUUCUGGAGCUGGAGUGGGGACUACCAUCCGCAUCUAUGCUGAGAGCUACGAGAGAGAUCCCGAGAGACAUAGUAGAGAGACGCAGGUUGUGCUGGGUCCCCUCAUUGCCAUCGCUCUAAAGAUUUCAGACAUCCACGAGCGGACGGGACGCAGGGGCCCCACUGUGAUCACCUGAGCUGGGCGCAGCGACGCACACCAGGGGCCAAAGCACCAGAAAGCCUUUCCUCUAGGAUCUGGUCUCCACCAUUUUCUUUACAGUCUUUCAUAACCUAGCCAUCACUUUCCCCAUCCUGCAGCCAUGACUGUGUACUUUUAGUCUGCAGAAUGUCUCACUGUCCUAUUUACACUGUUUAUGAUUCUGCUGCUGUUUCACAAACUAAACAACAUCUCUUUCUUUGUCUUUCUAUUUUUAUCACUCCUUUAUUUCCAUGCCUCCUUUUCCCUUCAACUCUUUAGUCUCUCUAGCUCUCUCUUUAAGGAUUGACCUAUAUGUUGCACAGUUGUAUGUGAACCACAAAAAUAUCCAAAGGGAGCAGAAGGAUUACGGUAUAGUAUUUGCCCACAAUGCCUCUUUCACACUGCAUUUUUCAGCCAUGGUGUGCCAUUGGUCCAGAGUUCAUCAGAGCACUAUGAGGUGAAAGGAUUUCAGAAUUUUUUUCAAAUACUCUGUUUACACAUUCACCAUGAUUGCACUCAAACAUUUACUGCUGUUGUGUAUUACUUUAGUAUUUAUUAAAAUGUACUACUAUUGCCUAUAAACAUUUACCACUGAAAACAAUUAUGAUAAUAAUUAUGAUAAUGCCAAUAUGAUAAAGUGACCUGUCAUUUAGAGCUCUGUUUGUGAAUUUGAGGAUGGGUCUGCAAAGCCUCCCAUUAGUUUAGCAAAUGGAGUAGCAGAAUCUCCACUGCUGUUCCAAAACAAUCACACAGUGCACCUUUCAUUUUAAAGCGCAGCUUCAUAAGAAUGCAUUUCUAAAACAUUCAAGCGAAGAGUAAAAGUUUUGAGUGGUUGAUCAUGUAGUGUGAAAGGGGCAUUCUCAGUAAUGAUAAUGAUGUGCACAACUGCAGCCAACGGAUUGGAUCAGUUUGAUAUAUAUGAGGUCAAAAUAUUUAGGGAUGCACUAUAUCAGGAAAAAUAUCAAUUAUUUCACCAAAUCUAAGUUGAUGUAGUCCUAAUAUCUACAUUUUAUAAAUGUAGAAGUUUGAAAACCCUGGUCACAUUGCAUAUUUUGUUGAUUUUCUAACUGAAAAUAAGUCAACAUAUGCCAUGUGCCUUAUAAUUGACAGUCUAUUCAUUUAAAUUUUCUGCAGAGAAUUUUACAUAUUUUAACUUAGAAAAUCAACAAAACUAAUAAAAUCAUGCCCAAAUUUUUGUCAUCACCAUUGACAAAUAAAUGUGCAUGAAUGUGCAUCCUUAAAAAUAUUGGCAUAUCUCCCUGUAAAGUAACUAGUUGUUACUGGAAAACUGCAUUCAGUUGAUAUAAGGGAGCAAAUUCAUUCAGUCACUCCAUGUGUAUGAGCAUAUUUUAAUACAAUAUUAUAAGAAAUAUUGCAGAAUCUAGAAUUACGGUCCAAAAUGCAAAGUGUUGUGUAUGAAGCAUGUUUUUUUUGACGAUAUAUUACAGCUUGUGGCCUGCUAACACUGGUUUUGUUUUGCAAGUCUUUUUUAAAGACUACCACUACCACUUUUUGAAAUGUGAAGUCUUGAACAAUAGAACCAUCUUUACAGAUGGAAACUCCAAAUAAUCAUUACUUCUGAUCCAGUUUAGGAGAUUUAAGUUUAACAACCGGAAAGAAACAGAGUUCAAAUAGCAAUGCCAAUAUAUUUAAUUUUGUAUGCUAUGUUUUACUUAAAUAAACUGUCUUUUGUGUGACUUGGAA